Messenger RNA from Durusdinium trenchii, 1469 nucleotides. NCBI's taxonomy places the organism in Eukaryota, Dinophyceae, Suessiales, Symbiodiniaceae. The record is from the annotation of a GenBank genome assembly.
AGCUGUAUUUGCUCAAUCGACUAAAGGGCACUGCGAUUUACAAGGAUCGACUGGCUGGGCUGCGAGCCGCCCUUUGGAUCGAGAUGAAUGUGAGCAAUGUCCCGAAUCUCCUGGAAUCCAACCGCGAGCUCUCGCCAAGCUGCAAGCCUCCUAAAGGCUACGUGCUCCAGAAAGGCGUGACCAUCAACAUCGUGGCCCCGGUGGAUCCUGACUCCCCUCUCGCGAAGCUCACCCCGGCUGCGCCCACUUCGCCCAACACCACACCCCGCGCGGCGCCCGCGGCGCCGAUGCCGGCGAACGCCAACGCCACGCCGCGGCGCUGGUCCUUCUCGGUGAGUCCGAGCGGCAGUCCGGUGCCAACACCACGUUCGAUGGCUUUAAGCCCCAGUGCUGUGAGCCUUAGCCCUCUCAACAGCCCUGUGCUUCGCAUCGCCGAGCCCCGGCGCAUGUCGGAGCCCACCCUGCUGCGGCAGUUCAUCUCCCGCUCGGCCGACCAGCUCCCGCAGCUCCCGGCCAACACGCCGCGGCUGAGCGAGUUGCGCCCGGGCACCACCGGCGCCACCACCGGCGCGUCCGGUGGCGGGGCCUUUGAGGUUCGAGAUAUGGCUUUGGGCUUUUGGCCCUUCGACCCCAACCUGCCGGCGCUCCGCGCGCCGCUGCUGAGUGCCCUGGGCGCGGACCCAAAGGCCUCGGACGCGCGCUUCGAGGCGAUGCGCGGCUUCCACGGAGGGCUCAAUGAGGGUAUUUGGUUCAUGAAAAGCAGCAGCCAGAACUUGGUGUUGAAGUUGGUGAAGUACGAUAGGUUUGCUCCGCCGCAGUUGAUUGAGGAACGGAUGUUUUCAAAGCUCUACCAGGAGAUCCCUCACAUUGCGGAGGAUCCCAGUGUGGCCUUCCCCACAAAGGUCUUCAGACUGCUUGGUCCCAACAAUGUGCGGCGCCACGAUCUCAUCGUGAUGCGCCGGGCUCCCGGGAAGUCCUUGGAGAUCAUCAUCUCCGAGAAGUGGAGGACCAAUCGCAAGGGCGACAUCAUGAAGAUCUUCUCGCAAGUGGGGGAGUGCUUUGCACGUUUCCACAGGCGGUACGGUGGACGGCAGCACAAUGAUGCCGGAACCCAGAAUGUCCUCUACGACGAGGAGACGCAACAAGUGACCCUGAUCGACUUGGGGGGCAUGGGAAACAAGACGGACAAGACCGACGUGGAGCGCCUGUGUCAGUUGGUGAAGAAGCUCUCUCUUUGUCCGACUUAUGGCCCGGAACUGGCGGCGGCAGCCGAUCACUUCCGUGAAGGCUAUAACCGGGCACUCCAAACAGCUCAUACUCUCUGAAGCGCUCCCCCUCAGACGAGGCGGGCUCGCCGCUCUGGAGUAGACGACGACGACGCGAGACGACGACAAGACACGUCGUCUCCUGUAGGACAGACUCUCCAUGACUUGACUGAACGGCAAAAGGAUACCGAUAUGGGGUGGUGG